UAUGCAAAUCAUGUAAGCAAUGGUUUGGGGUCACUCACUUCUUUUCUUCUCAAUUUUGACCCCGAGUCGUACAUGUUACCUCAAGAGGCUGGACAGCGGGCAGUUUACAAACACGCCAAUUGCUCUGCUGAUGAAUGGUCGACACCAGAUGGCCGAUGCCUACCUAUGCAAUGCUCACCUGGAAAACUGCUCAUUAAUUCAAGCUGUACUUCAGCAUUAGAGAUCAGUGAACUGGAGUACAGGCUACGCCUAUGGCUUACUUUCGUAAAGACUCCAUCGACACCGGUGAUAGCACAGUAUUAUCCGUGUCAUUACUUGGUCCAAUCAGCCAAUCAAAAGUUUCGGCUAUGGUUUGACAAGUUCCUGGCUACCUACACAAUCACCACCGAAGUCUUUGAUGUUGCUUACGGUUACCAAGAUACUCGGAAGACCGAUUCCUUCCCUUGCUUAAUUCGGGUGGAUGCUAGACUAAAAGGAACAGCUAAUGUCUCCAGAGAUGAAUUUGAAUCUCUAGUUUUAGACAGUUGGAUGAAUGGGCAGGUAACAUUAGAGGAAGGGAGACAAUUAAAUCUGACUUUUCAGCCAUCAGAUGCGACGUCGAGAAAAGAUGCGUUUGUGUCUUGUUACGAGAUGAGAAAAACUCGUUCUGACGUCAAUUGUGAAGGUUACACUGAAUGUACUGAUGGCUACUUCAGCGUGAUCAACGAGGGACAGCUUAUUAACAUAAACAAUAUGCUUACAUGUGGUCACGUGACAUUCAACACGUCUGAAUACGAACUAAAUGUAUUGGACGACGCUUCGCCUCCUGACUUCACAGUGACACUAGAUCUUAACGUCACAAAAGUGACACUUUCAGAGGCUCAAGAUCUAAACUACCUUCUCAUUGAGGAGAGCGGAGAACUGAAAGUGUGCUGGGAGAUUUUGGAGAAAAAAUUAAAGGAAAUUCAAGACGCUGACAAAUCUGUAAAGGAGAAAUCUGAUGUCGCAAUCUACGCAGUGAGCCUAGCUUGUUCUGUGGUGUCCCUUGUCUGUCUUGUAUUUACCAUUAUGACAUACCUCAUACACCCCAUUUUGAGAACCUUUGCAGGCAAGAACAACAUGAUGCUGUCACUGAGUCUUCUGUUGGCGCAGACAUCACUUCUAGCAGCUGUCCACAUUGAAUACACGGGCAACGUUUGCACUUUUCUGGGCAUGUCAACUCACUUCCUGUGGCUGUGGAUGUUCUCGUGGACUUUCAUCUGUAGCCUCGACAUGUUUCUGGUGUUUACUGCCAAGACUCGAAGUUCUUGCUGUCAAGAUGAUUACAAGUCCUUCAUCAAGCGAUGCCUCUUCUCUGUGUCUUUUCCAGCAAGUGUGGUUUCUGUCGUAGUAGCGGUCACUUACAACCAGACCAGUGGUCAAGAUAUUGGAUACGGAUCAAUGAGAUGCUUUUUAGAUUCCCUUUUGUUAACUGGUGUCGCAUUAGGCGGUCCUCUCUUCACCAUUGUCCUAUGUAAUACUGCAUUCUUCGUCACUUCCGUUGUCAAGAUACACAAAGUUCGACAACUCAAGACAUCUGACUUGAAGAAGGAGGAACAGAGUAAUCUCAUUGUCUACGUCAAGUUGUCGGCCAUGACAGGCAUCUUUUGGCUUCUGACUACAGUCGCACACGUUUCACAAAACAGCUACUUUCAGUUCAUCGUGGAGCCCAUCAACGGACUUCAAGGAGUUUAUAUCUUCAUGUCUUACAUCUGCAACAGACGUGUGCUCAGCUUGUACUUUCGUAAGGAAGAGGUCAAGGCCACCAAGACCAAUUCGAUGUCUCUUACGUCAAGGGACAUUGAGAAACAGAAAUAAUUUGUGUGUGUGUGUUUCUAAUAGACGUCAUUACAAAACAAAAUCUGAUUGGUUGGUCAACAAAUAGAGAUUAUAGAAAAUAGUGCUGGCAAUGAUUUUAAUUUAUAUAAUUUAGUAAAA
Messenger RNA from Biomphalaria glabrata, 1956 nucleotides. RefSeq lists its product as uncharacterized. The record is from RefSeq and is a predicted model, not a curated record. The transcript has 6 exons. Lineage: Eukaryota; Metazoa; Mollusca; Gastropoda; Planorbidae. Gene Ontology annotation, molecular function: transmembrane signaling receptor activity. The coding region runs from base 73 to 1836 and encodes 587 amino acids. Gene Ontology annotation, cellular component: membrane. Gene Ontology annotation, biological process: cell surface receptor signaling pathway.